CAGGAGUAAAUAGGUUCCUUAUUUUAAUAACAAUUAAAACUUUUUUGUCCUAUAUAUUCACUUUUAAUCCUUAUUGUUAUAAAAUGUCUCCUGCCACUGAAUUUAGUGAUCGUCAACAUCCUGAUACCAUUGUUCUUUUUGAUGUUGAUGGUACAUUAACACCUGCCCGUGCUUUUGUUUCUGAUGAAAUGAAGGAAACAUUAGCUAAUAUUCGUAAGAAGGUAGCUAUCGGUUUUGUAGGUGGUUCUGACAUUAGCAAACAAUACGAACAACUUGGUGAAACAAUCCUUGAAGAUUUCGAUUAUUGUUUUGCUGAAAAUGGUCUUACUGCUUAUCGUUUAGGCAAACAAUUGGCUUCCCAAAGCUUCAUUCAAUGGAUUGGUGAAGAAGAAUACACAAAGUUGGUUAAUUUCAUUUUACGUUAUCUUGCUGAUAUGGAAAUCCCCAAAAAACGUGGCACUUUUAUUGAAUUCCGUAAUGGCAUGAUCAAUGUCUCUCCUAUUGGUCGUAACUGUACAAGAGAAGAACGUAACGAAUUCGAAAAAUUUGAUUUAGCACAUGGUCUUCGUCAAAAAUUUGUCGAAGCACUUAAAAAAGAAUUCCCUCAUUUGGCUUUAACAUAUUCUAUUGGUGGUCAAAUCUCAUUUGACGUCUUCCCUACCGGUUGGGAUAAAACUUAUUGUUUACGUCAUGUAAAGCAAGACGGAUUCAAGACAAUUCAUUUCUUUGGUGACAAGACCUUUAAAGGUGGUAAUGAUUAUGAGAUUUACACUCAUCCUGAUGUCGUGGGUCAUAGUGUUCAAUCUCCUGAUGAUACUAUCCGUAUUCUUAAAGAACUUUUCCCUUAAUUCAUUUGCAUUACUUAUACAUUCAACUUAAAAAAAUAAAUAAAUAAAUAUUUAUUAUAUAACGUCCUCUUUAG
Messenger RNA from Cokeromyces recurvatus, 922 nucleotides. RefSeq names its product eukaryotic phosphomannomutase. Gene Ontology annotation, biological process: mannose metabolic process; GDP-mannose biosynthetic process; protein N-linked glycosylation. Gene Ontology annotation, molecular function: phosphomannomutase activity. Bases 84 to 848 code for a protein of 254 amino acids. The record is from RefSeq and is a predicted model, not a curated record. Gene Ontology annotation, cellular component: cytosol. The transcript has 5 exons. Lineage: Eukaryota; Fungi; Mucoromycota; Mucoromycetes; Mucorales; Mucoraceae.